CUGCUCAAGAUUGUCGUCUGCUGAGGAAAGAUGAACUCUCUGUGGUGAAGAGUAUGAGUGCACCAAGGUUGCCAGACUGCUUCCAGAAAGUUCCUAAGAAAGUAACUAUUGUAGAGAAUGGUCAGAUUCUAGCAGUAGCUGUGGACUGUGAAGGGAUCCAUGUGAUUGCAAGAUCAGGAGUGCGUCUCAACUACAUAGUGUACAAUCUGAGCUCCGGGAAAAUAGAACGUGAUUCCCCGUUCCCGACAGAGGCUCAGGCGUUCAUGGGAAGUCAUAGAAGUGAUAUUACCCUUCAUAAUACUGGAGAGGAAUCAUUUGUGCAGCUUAGAGAUGGUAAUGGUGCCCUGUAUCCAUUUGCUAAAGAUUGUAACGAAGGAAUCAAGGAUCCUAUGUGGCUGGACUUGCCACCUGUCAGGUGUCUAGGGAUCCGAACCCACUACCUUAGAGACGUGGUUACGUCAGCUCAGAAGAACAAAGCCAUGGUACUGGUUCUUGCCAUAGAGCAUCAGACGUUGAUACCACAUAUACUACGAUGUGAUGUAGAGAAGGUGAAAACAGUUUUAGCUACCCUAGAACUUGAUGCCAGUAACCAGAAGGUUGUGCAAGACCUAUUACAGGAACAUUGUGAUGGUAACAGAAAUAUACUGCAUACGUGUGUUGCUAUGUCAGUGCCUACAUCUAACAAGGACAGUGAUAGAAAUGCUCCAGUGGGGCCGAGCAGUACAACUACAGUUACAAGCACGUCUAGUGGUUACACGUCCACACUAGAGGUGAUGAACGCGGUCACAAGUGCGGUAGAUGCCCUCACAGCUAUACAGUCGUCUAGAGGCGGGCCUAGUACCGGACCUAGCGCGGAUACUUCCGGCCGAGGUGUGAGUUUAAGGGAGAUGAUGAGAAGAGCGUCGUCUGCUGCCCGUGCUGUUAGUGGUCUAGAUGUGCGUGAGCAGGAGGAAGGCAUGGCUAUACCGACACUGAGCUGGCCGCCAGAUCCACCGAGCUACGAAUCUGUCAUUCGUCAAGAUAUAGAUAAACCGAGCCUUAGUCGGCAGUCGUCAAGCGGUCAGUCAGCCUCUUAUCCUCUACCCUCAGAGUUCAGUACCAUCAACAUACCCGCAGUGAAACUGGACGAGAAAGAAAGGCCCAAUGCAUCGUUACAGAUCCUGAAGUGUUUGUGCGAGUCGAACAUACUAAAACCUCAUCUACGAGAUCUGUUGUCUGCAAAAAAUGCGGAGGGUUGCACACCUUUCAUGCAGGCAGUGAAAGGUAGGGCGUACAUGGCAGCGAUGACACUACUGGACACGAUCAAGCGUGUCGGAACGUCCAAGGACAGCCAGGACGUUGACAAAGCCACCAUGAUGAGUAUGUUGUACCCGACAGGUUCGAGUCUCGAUAACUCGCCUCUACACGUCCUCUGCUGUAAUGAUACUUGCAGUUUUACCUGGACAGGGGCGGAACAUAUUAAUCAGGAUAUAUUUGAGUGUCGUACUUGUGGACUGCUGGGGUCGCUUUGUUGCUGCACGGAAUGCGCUCGUGUGUGUCACAAAGGACAUGAUUGCAAAUUAAAGCGUACUUCACCGACUGCUUACUGUGACUGCUGGGAGAAAUGUAAAUGUAAAGCUCUGAUAGCUGGUCAACAAGGACCCAGGCUGGAUCUUCUGAAUAGGCUUCUUGUUGAAACUGAUCUUGUUACGCUGACAAACAGCAGGGGAGAGAAUAUCCUAUUGUUCCUGGUACAGACGGUAGGUCGACAGUUGGUGGAACAACGUCAGUACAGACCUAACAGAACUAGAGUUACCUCAGCUGCACCAAGGAAAGCUCCUAAUAAUGAUCUUGAUGUUGAAAUGCCUGAACAUGACCUGGAGCCACCUAGAUUCAGUCGUCGAGCCCUCGAGCGAAUCCUCAAUGACUGGACAGCUGUGAAAGCCAUGUUACUGAGUGGCAUGCGUAGUAAAAGAGGCACUAACCCAGACGUAGUAUAUGAAGAACAGCUGUACCUAGAGAGUCAGAGUGGAACGGCAAGACUUGACAAGUUUACACACUGUUUACUUGUGAAAUGCAGUGUUGAGAUGCUAGAUACAUUAUUGACUACUUUGAUAAGAGAGAUGAGGAAUGAGACAACUGAGGGCAGGAAGGCUGAGGCCAAGAUGGUGGCACGAAGAUUUAUUCGCUCGGUUGCUAGAAUAUUUGUUGUUCUUAAUGUAGAGAUGACCCCUAAUUCUGGUAAAAAAAAGAGCCCUGGUAUACCUUCCUGUCAACCCCUGGUGAAGUGUAAGAGAGCGUUUCAAGCUCUGAUCAAUAUAGCCGUGGAGGAGUUGUGCGAGAUAGCUAACUCUCUGAUAGCCCCUGUUCGACUUGGAGCUGCCAGGCCCACUGCACCUUUCUCAUUGGUGGCUGCAAAUGUCGAAGCUGUUCAGGGAAGUGAGGAGAUAUUUAGCGUAGACCCACUGCCACCUAAAACUUCUUCUGUUGACGAGGCUGCCCACUCCGUGUCGUACGUUACCCACAGCGUGCCGGACCGAGACAUGCCCAGUGACAGGGAGAACCUCGAUGCUGGAGAUAGGGACGAGGAAGAAUUGAUGCCGGUUGACAUUGAAGAAGACAUUGAAGUGGUUGGUGGUAUAUUGAUGGGAAACGAUGACGGCCACCAGUCGGAUAACGAUGACAGGCAGUCGGAACAUUCCGAGCAUGAACAACAGCCGCCGGAACAGGACGACGUUGCCGAGAGCGACAUGGACCUAGACCUGCUCGCCGAGUCGGAGAGUGAUAGCGAGAGUAUGCACAGUAACCAAGACAAUGUCAGUGUACAGAGAAGCGCUGUUACCAUGGCAACAGCAGGAUCUGAUGCUGGUAUGGGAAGCUUGGCUCAUUUCUCUGACUCGGGAGAAUCGUCCAACCAGGAGGACGAAUAUGAAAGUGAGGGCGGGGACAGUGAGGAACACGAAGGGGAAGACCUUGGUACCCUCGAUGAACAACUUGAACGUAGAAAUAAUGCUGCAGCCAAUCAAGGUCAGAGGACAUUGCAGGCUCCGCAAACAAUGCAGUGGGCAAUUAGACAGAGAGAGCCUCAGAGCAGUACCCGGGCUCCGCCAGCUGUAGCCACAACUACAGCCACCACCGCAGGAGGUGGAAGCAGUUUGAUUUAUAUAGACCCCUCAAAUCUUCGCCGGACGACUGUCACAACAGCUGCUGCCGUGACCCCGGAGGCACCUAUCACCAUGGCAACCACAUGCAGUCAGCUGGCAAGGUCGUUCGGCAUUGUGGUGCGUCAGAUAGCCGACCUUUUAACAAUGUUACAGGACUACCACGCCCUUGCCCCGACGUUACCUAGGAUACUGGAUAUAUCAGAUCAGGAGGCCCUAGAACUCCAGCUGUAUUUAGAGUAUCAGUUAAAGCCAACAUGGGACUGGCUGAUCACUAUUCUUGACUCGACUGAGGCCCAGCUGAGAUUCGGGUCUGCCCUGAGUAACACAUCAGACCCUGCCAAUCCCAGUCACCCUCUGUGCCAUGUAAGGACUGCCCGGGAGCGUACUCGAAGAGAAGAGACACCGAUUUUACAAGUGGUUGAUACACGGCGACGACAAAGAUUUGGUGCCCUUGGAGGUACCACUGACCAUGGGAAUAAUGCAAGGAGAGAUUUUCUAAACUAUGCCUUAUCUUUAAUGAGAUCACAUAACAAUGAACAUUCGGACUCCUUACCAGUUAUAGAUAUUGCAUCGUUACGUCAUGUGGCAUACGUAUUUGACGCUCUGAUUUACUACAUGAGGAGCGGAACGGAUACGGACACAGACGUCCUUCGUGACGGUAUAUCUGUGAUAUCGUGGCAGGAGCAUGAUGAGAACGAGAAUGAUGAUCACGAUGACGAUUUAAACAAUGCAAUGUCUAUGGACACAGAGAGUAUAGACGGCGAUGGCGAGAUGUCUGGGAAACAAGGUCGCAAACAUACGUUUUUCCAGAGGUCAGAUUCAACUUUAUUUCUGGGUUGCCCGCCACCCGAUCCUUUUCAGACACCACUUGUUCAAGCAUUGCCAUUGGCUGAUCAGCCACAUCUUCUGCAGCCGAAUGCAAGGCGGGAGGAUUUGUUCGGUGUUGCUAAGCAGACUAUUGUCCCGAAUUCCACAGUGGAUGAAAAGACUGUACCUGGUAGUGAAAGUGUGCUAGAUAAACUUCCGUUGCAUUUAUCUUUAUCUGCUAGAGUGCCUGAAUCACAGUCGGGAGCUUCUGGUAAAUUGCAGACUGAUAACCAGUCUAGUGUUCCAAGUGGAUUUAACGAUAACCAGUCUAACACAGGUGCUAGUGUAAUUGUACGUUCAGCAACAUAUCAGCCAGCACCGGUCUGGGAUUCCGGCGACCCUUCAAUAUCAUCCCCGUUUUUCUCAUCAGCAUAUGAUUCAAGUGUUCAGUCUGCUAGACCAACCUCACAGGGCGAGACUAGUAGUGUGCCACCUGCAGUGCAAUCCGGUUCUCCAACCGUUCGAAGUAUUUAUCCAGUAGUAAACGUUUCAACGACGCCACAGGCAUCGUCAGAAAGGGCGGAAGUUCACCAGCCAAGUGUCAUAGUUCACUCAAGUACAGCAAUUUCAGCUAAUGUUUCUGUUGCAAAUAUAUCGUCUGCUAGCAUGGGAGUUAACUUGCUAUCGGCAAGUUCCCCUAUAUUUAAUGUCAGUGACCCUCUGCCAAGUGAUUUGAGAACAACUGCUGUAAAUAUACCAUUGACUUCCGAAUCUGUUAUCACAUCUGCCCCAUCUCCUUCAAGAGCAUCUACCUCCACCCCGGUAAUUAUGCAGCCGGCUGGAAGUGUGCAAGGGGUGGGUAACACCGAAUCUCCUGUAUCAAUGGUUAUGACACCUGUGACCUCAGAUGUUAGCCAAUCACAAGGCUCUGCAGCAGUUUCUAGACAAUCCCCAUCUAGAAAUCAAGCAUCUACAGUAUCACUUGAGAGAGAUUUAGCCCUAUCUAGUCAAGAGACCAGUUUAGAUCUCAGCACUAAUCAGUCAAGGUCGGCCACAUUGUCGAGUGAUGCAAGUGCAGCAGACAACUCUCAAAGUACUCAACCUGUUCCAAUGGACAUGUCAAUCUCCUUGGAAACUCCAUCUAGAAGGACUCAGUCAUACUCCGAUCAUGCAGGGAGCAGUGGUGUUACCGGGGUCGGCAACACGACUGGUAGUAUGGCAUUGUCACUUGGAAGCUCUGGUCCAUUACAGUCACAACUGUCCGGCAGUAGUGGUGUUACAGAAUAUAGCGUGACAGGCGAGAGCCCUGUUCGACCAGGUACUAGGUCGGACUCUUUACCCAGCAGUUCCACAUUAGGUAGCCAGGGAGCAAUGUCUGCUGCACCAAGCUUGCCAGAGUCCUCGCCAAUCACUCCUCCAGGUCAUGGAAUAUCGGGCUCGAGUCUUUCACAAACAGACUCAUCAUAUCCAGAAAAUGCUAGUAGCUUGGAAAUGGGAAGCCUAGAUCUGUCACGUGUUGAAAGUAGGAGCCUGGAUCUGAGUUCGGGUAGGUCUAGUGACGCCCCGUCAAGCCAGGUACCUGGCUCAAGCCAGGCUCCAGAUGUGCCAUUGAGUAUGGACACUGAUGGUUCCCUUGAUCUUAGCAAGUCUGCAGCUGCUUUGACCACCCUGCAACAGGUACCGGCACGACCUCCAACUGCUACAGCAAACACAAGUUCUACCGAUACACCUAUGGACAUGGUAGGAGCCAAUGAAAAUGUCUCUAACACUGUUGUCAUAGAAACAUCGCAAGGUGCACAGGCUGUGUCAAGACAACCUCCUACACGUUCUCAGAUGAUAUCCCAUGAUGCUUUGCUGGGAAGAUGGCGGCUGGCGCUGGAUCUGUUUGGCCGCGUAUUCUGUGACGACGUAGGGGCAGAACAAGGUUCGGUUAUUAGCGAGCUAGGAGGAUUUCCUGUGAAAGAGAGCAAAUUCCGUAGAGAGAUGGAAAAGAUACGGAACUCGCAACAACGUGAUCUUAGCUUAGAGGUUGUAAGAUCAAGAAAUCAGCUCAUCACCCAAUCUUUUAAACAGUUAAACACGUACUUUAAUCGAAGGACUAAUACAAGUGGACCACCUCUGGCAGUACAUAGGGUGAAGGUGACAUUUACAGACGAGCCAGGUGAAGGAAGUGGUGUAGCCAGGAGUUUCUAUACAGCUUUGGCAAAUGCAGUGCUAUCACAAGAAAAAUUACCUCCCCUUGAAAGCAUAAUGAUUGGCAGCAAAAGUUUACAAUACAAUUUAAUUCAGCGUUUGAGAACAAGAGAGAGGGAACGAGAGCGGGAACGCGAGAGGCAGCGAACGUCGUCAUCACAGAGACGUAGCAGUAGAGAACGUGACUCACGUCGCACACUCUCCUACGAUGCUCCACCAUUUUACAUGCCAUCUGACGCGAAUCCAAAUCCUUCCAGCAAUCCAGAGCCACCACCAGAGGGCAGCAGUGAUACAAUGACCCAGUAUAGGCGACAGCUCGGAGAACGAUUGUUCCCGAGAGUUAGGGCUCUUCAACCUGCGCUGGCACCUAAGAUAACUGGUAUGUUGUUAGAGUUAUCCCCGGCCCAGUUAAUAGUGAUGUUAACAUCAGAGGAGACCCUAAGACAACGUGUGGAUGAAGCUGUAGAUAUCUGUAUGUCCCACAAUACCAGGGAACAAAGAACAUUGAAUGCCGAAGCAUUGUUAGAUUUAGACAUCUUCAACCUGUCCUCAUCUGGUAACAAUUCUAACAAGAAGAAGAAACCAGCAUCACAGACUGACAGACGUAGUGACAUUGAUGAUGAAGAUGAUCUUGAGGAUAAUGCACCGUUGUUCUGGCAACCUGGUAAACGUGGGUACUACUCGUUACGUCCGGGGAAAGGUUCUCCCGAGAGAUUGAAUGCAUUUAGAAAUGUGGGCAGGAUUUUAGGUUUAUGUCUUCUGCAAAACGAAAUGUGUCCGUUGUUUAUGAAUCGUCAUGUGCUGAAAUACAUUCUCGGGAGAAAGAUAGGCUGGCACGAUCUGGCGUUCUUUGAUCCGGUCAUGUACGAGAGCUUACGACAACUCGUCCUAGACUCGGAAACGAAAGACGCGUCACUAAUGUUUCAGGCUCUAGAUAUGAACUUCUGUGUAGAACUUUGUGCUGAGGAGGGCGGAGAGCAAGUAGAACUUGUGCCAGGAGGAACGGACAUUGAAGUGACCGCCCAGAAUGUACACGAUUAUGUUCGUAGGUAUGCUGAAUAUAGAAUGGUCAAAGUUGGAGAAAAAGCUCUCAAGAGGUUAAGAAUGGGCGUAUUUGAUGUGAUACCAUCUAACUCGUUAGAAGGUCUGACAUCAGAGGAUCUCCGACUGUUGUUGAAUGGUGUUGGAACCAUCAGUGUACAGACACUUAUAAGUUAUACAUCAUUUAAUGAUGAAAGUAGUGAGAGUAACGAGAAGGUACAGAGGUUUAAGCGCUGGUUCUGGUCAGUUGUAGAAAAGAUGAACAAUAUAGAGAGGCAAGAUUUGGUAUACUUCUGGACGUCGAGCCCAGCUCUUCCAGCGAGCGAGGAAGGUUUCCAGCCGAUGCCAAGUAUCACAAUACGGCCUGCGGAUGACGACCACCUUCCCACAGCAAAUACAUGCAUAUCUAGACUCUAUAUCCCAAUAUAUACUACAAAACAAAUCCUGAAGACUAAACUAUUACUUGCCAUCAAGACUAAAGCUUUUGGAUUUGUAUAAUGCUAAAUUCAUUCUAGAACUUUUGUGUUAAAUACAACUAAAUGUGUGCUCUUGAUCAUAGAAAAUGACGAGGUACAUUCAACCCAAGAGGGACAGAAUAUGUGACAAAAAAUUGUAAUAAGCUUGAUGCUUGAUUGUGCACAAUAAAAAUCCCGAGCGGCUAAAAAAUUUGUCA
Ruditapes philippinarum (Manila clam) is the source of this 7857-nucleotide messenger RNA. RefSeq names its product E3 ubiquitin-protein ligase UBR5-like. Bases 54 to 7682 code for a protein of 2542 amino acids. Gene Ontology annotation, biological process: regulation of double-strand break repair; protein polyubiquitination; DNA damage response. Gene Ontology annotation, cellular component: nucleus. NCBI's taxonomy places the organism in Eukaryota, Metazoa, Mollusca, Bivalvia, Venerida, Veneridae. The record is from RefSeq and is a predicted model, not a curated record. Gene Ontology annotation, molecular function: ubiquitin-protein transferase activity; zinc ion binding; RNA binding. The transcript is spliced from 36 exons.